Molecule: messenger RNA, 219 nt
Organism: Miscanthus lutarioriparius
Lineage: Eukaryota; Viridiplantae; Streptophyta; Magnoliopsida; Poales; Poaceae
Source: the annotation of a GenBank genome assembly
AUGGAACGGAGCCUGUGGAAGUGCUUCGACGCGUGCACCAGGGUGCUGCUGGCGUUCCCACUCUGUGUUCCCGGCACAGCCUUCUACAGAUGCAUGCAGGGACGCAAGAGGGUCAUGAAGAUGCUGAAGGAGCAGCUCGGUGCACGCAGGAACGGCCCAGAGCGCGAGGCAAUAGGUUUCUUCGAUCUUGUGAUCCACGAGAUGGACAAGCGACUCUGA